Phaeodactylum tricornutum CCAP 1055/1 is the source of this 1225-nucleotide messenger RNA. RefSeq lists its product with no specific name. Bases 1 to 1008 code for a protein of 335 amino acids. The transcript has a single exon. The record is from RefSeq and is a predicted model, not a curated record. Lineage: Eukaryota; Bacillariophyta; Bacillariophyceae; Surirellales; Neidiaceae.
AUGUCGUUACGGCCGCAAGCUUUUGGCGCUGACACCAGCAACAGUAGUAUGUCGAAUGGAAAUCAUGUGUUAACCGAUGCCUCCGAAGGAUCAGCGAGCGACGAAGCUCAACCGUUAAAGGUGCGUACAGGCAACGGCCGAGACCCAUUCUUCCUGCUCGUAGAUACUCUCCCGAAGAUGAACAGCAAAACCUUGCUCAGAGAUUUCCAGCGAUUCUUGCUUUUUUUAUUUCCCUUGCGGGAAUUAAAGGUGGGGCCUGCCAUGCGAAACACAACCUUUGCUAAUCUUCUCUCUGAGGGAAGAACGUCUACAACGCACGUCAUCCGUAUAAUGUCUCGAGCGCACACUCCUGCACGACUUAACCUUUGCUUUCUCUUUUUUUUCCACACCGGGCAGGCCGCCCGCGUACCGUCUCUGUCGUCUUCGGAGCGCGUGAACGUCCCGGUGGGGCACUGGCGAGACAGUAUUUGGGAUAUCUUUCGACUCGGGUACUGUCACAGCUCGAUGUGGACGAGUUGUUGUUGUACGCUGGUUGGUGCCGGGCAGGUAGCAACCCGUCUACACUUGACGUAUCGGGGAGAACCAGGAAGGCCUUCCGUCACGAGUCUCGCCUUUCGGAAACUCGUAUCCAUUGUUCUGUCCUUUUGGGUGACCAGGUUGAUAAUGUUGAUGAUAAUUACCGUAUUGGACCCCAACGUGGACAGCCUCGAGUGGGUGGAGCCUCCAACAUCCUACUACGUCUUUUGUGCCAUUGACGAUUUGCUGGCCUACAUUUAUUUGGGUUUCACGGUGCUGGUGCUCCGGAAUUUGCGAUCGCACGUCCGCAGUGCCUACGCCAUUCCGGAAGAGGGGUACUGCGUAGGUGGCUGCGAAGAUACCUGCUGUAGUUUGACGUGUCCUUGCCUGGUGAUUGGACAGCUUCUAAGGCACACAGCCGACUACGAAUCGUACGGGGCUCGGGGCUGCUCCGCUACCGGCUUGGUGGGACACGCUCCCUCUAUUGUAUAAACAGAAAGUACUCGAACAUACACAACCGUAUCGGUGGUCCCCUGGAUCGUUCCGACACGAGCGCAACAGCCUGGGGGCUUGGGGGAUGAGUUUCUACACUCAGACUGCCGCGACGACGGCAUUCUCUGCUAGAAGCGACGGGUAGAGAAUCAUGACAGGGACAAACAGAGGUAUACAACACACUACACGUAAACUAGCGACAUUUGUCAAGUAGUCG